Molecule: messenger RNA, 1194 nt
Organism: Cryptomeria japonica (Japanese cedar)
Lineage: Eukaryota; Viridiplantae; Streptophyta; Pinopsida; Cupressales; Cupressaceae
Product: heavy metal-associated isoprenylated plant protein 39
Exons: 3
Coding region: 668-1018 (116 amino acids)
Molecular function (GO): metal ion binding
Source: RefSeq, a predicted model, not a curated record
UCUCUCCUUCACAAAUUGACUUAAUCAUUUUCGAUGCCCACUCAAAAACUUCAAAGGGACUGAGUUUGAUUUUUUUUUAGGAGUGACAACAUAGUCCAUGUUUGACUUUACCUUAACAAACGCUUGAGAGGUUUAGUAAAUGGCGGCGGCCAUGACUCUCACGCAUCAACAUCUACACGGCUUUGCAGACGUCACUAAAUUUUGUCCUCUUCGAGCAAGUCCACAAAAUUUUUUUAACUUUACGUGAUUUAAAAUGCCCGGAAACGACGAAAAUUUUUAAGAUUGGAUUUUAGCCUCGCAAGUCAAUUUAGUACUUUCCUCGUAAUUGCUCUCAAAUAAAUUUGAACCCUCAAUUGAAUUCUUGAUAGAUUGGAUUAUAAUAAUUGUUCAAUCCCAUGAGGGAAGUGUCUCUGUCUGCCCACAGGCUGUCUCUAAACCACGACAUCACAAAAACAAUAAUUGAUUAAGCGGCAUUAUUACAGGGGCUUUCCACGAAGAACAGCAAGCUGCGCUAUACAUUCUAUUUAAUCAUCUCCCAAACUCAAAAAUGAUUAUACUCCCAAGUCUUGGGAUUUCUUUAUACGGAUCCUGAAAGUUCUGCAGCAGAGUAGACAGCUUCGCCGACUUCUGUGAGCAAAACCCUUUUCUAAUUACCAAAAGGAAGAAAAUGGUGUUAAAAGUGACUAUUGAUGACGAGAAAAGCAAGACAAAGGCCCUUAAGGUGGUUGCAGCGGCGAAAGGGGUGGAUUCUGUGGCUGUGGACAUGAAAGAAAAAAAGAUAACUGUAAUUGGGGAAGCAGAUCCUGUGUCUGUCGCCGGAAGACUGAGGAAAUUCGGAUUCGUCUACGCAGACUUGCUGAGCGUGGGGCCCGCCAAGGAGGAGAAAAAAGAAGAGAAGAAGGAAGAGAAGAAAAAUGAGAAAAAACUAGAAACCCCAAAAGUUGUGUAUGUUCAGGCGCCUUAUCAUAGUUACAGUUAUGUCAGUGAUGAGAAUCCCAACGCCUGCAUCAUCUUAUGAAUUCUCACCUUACCUUGCUUUUUAAGCUCUGUUUUUCUCUGUCCUGUGGUUAGAACUUUACCGGUUACGCUGGUUAUUAGGUAAUCUCCACGCCAUGUUCUUUCCGGAGUAAAUAUACGUACGAGUUGUCGGAAGAAAACGUGGCUUAUUUUAAACAAGAGAUAUUUUUGUGGAAA